Messenger RNA from Cylas formicarius (sweet potato weevil), 1383 nucleotides. RefSeq names its product two pore potassium channel protein sup-9 (gene Task6). Gene Ontology annotation, biological process: stabilization of membrane potential; potassium ion transmembrane transport. Lineage: Eukaryota; Metazoa; Arthropoda; Insecta; Coleoptera; Brentidae. Gene Ontology annotation, molecular function: potassium ion leak channel activity. The transcript has 6 exons. Gene Ontology annotation, cellular component: membrane. Bases 1 to 1089 code for a protein of 362 amino acids. The record is from RefSeq and is a predicted model, not a curated record.
AUGAAGAAGCAAAACGUUCGUACCUUGUCUCUGAUCGUCUGCACUUUCACGUACCUGCUCACAGGCGCCGCAUUUUUUGACGCACUUGAAUCCGAAACUGAGAGCAAGCGCAAAGUCGUGCUACAAGAAAUCCAAGUAAUAAUUAGGCGUAAAUAUAACAUAAGCGACGAGGACUUUCGCAUCAUGGAGACGGUCGUUUUGAAAUCGGAGCCCCACCGAGCUGGCCAGCAAUGGAAAUUCACAGGGGCGUUUUACUAUGCCACGACGGUUCUGACCACAAUAGGAUAUGGCCAUUCCACACCUACAACGAUCGGAGGGAAACUCUUCACGAUGGUUUACGCCAUGAUCGGAAUUCCGCUGGGCUUGGUAAUGUUUCAAAGUAUCGGGGAGCGCGUAAACAAGCUAAGCAGCGUUAUAAUUCGAUCAGUGAGGUCGUCCUUAAAUUGCCGACAAACGAAUGCCUCGGAGCUAGAUCUCAUAUGCGUGGUGACGUUCUUGUCAUCGCUUACCAUAGCUGGUGGGGCAGCUGCAUUCUCGCGUUACGAAGGAUGGAGCUACUUCGAUUCGGUGUACUACUGCUUCAUCACCCUGACCACCAUAGGCUUUGGAGAUAUGGUGGCGCUUCAGAGGGACAACGCUCUCAGCCAGAAGCCGGAGUACGUCAUGUUUGCACUCAUCUUUAUCCUCUUCGGUUUAGCCAUUGUUGCCGCGUCAUUGAAUCUCCUCGUGUUGAGAUUCGUCACAAUGAACACCGAAGACGAAAGGAGAGACGAGGCUCAAGCAAUUCAGGCGUUGGCCGGUGCCGUCAGAUUAGAAGGCGACGUGAUAACGGCUAACGGUUCUAUAUUAAGCGGUCAAUUAGGUCACCAUUGUACAGAAACAACUUCGAUAGAUAUCGAUGAUACCUCAGUGUGUUCCUGUCCUUGCGGAUGUUUGCCAUCGAAUGCCAGACACAGGUUCACGGUUCGUCGGUCUCCCACGCAAAUACGUCACCUUCUUCCGGUGUUGCCGAUGCACGAGCUACAUCUUCCUCAGGGUCCGGCGAUGCCCCCGCCCGCAAUCUACCCGAACCACAGGGCUUCGAUUUGACUUCCUCCGUUUUAAAAAGGAACAUUCGUCGCGAUCAAGUUCUUAUCUUCUAGUUGUAAGUUGGGGCCGAUCUUUAUUUGUGAUAAAAGGAUAACAUUGAUCCAAAAGUGGAUAUUAUCACGGACUUUUGUCUAUUUGUAUUUCUAAAUGGUGUGGAGUAAUAAAACGUCAUCAAUAAUUUAUGCGAAUGAAAAAAUUUUCUAUCAAAUACUAAUUCAAUGGCUGGUUUUAUUACGGAUCAUAUUAAGAAAUAGUAAAAACAAAUUUUACAAAUUUUAUUUCCAACCGCCAGGA